AUGACGGAGUCGGCAAUCGAAGAAACUAAGCAAACGCUAGUGCAGCGCUUUCGAACUUGGGGUGAAAACUCAUUUCCGCCGACCCUCCUCGCUGCCCUCAUCACCGCGCAACAUGCGCGUCCCUUCCAAUUCUUCCCCAUGCUCUUUCCACCCGUCUUGCUCUUCACGAGUUAUGCGAACCUCCAGGGCUUCAAGACAGACACUGCUGGAAUCAGCGCUGCGUGGUCAGGACUGUACUUGCUCCUGGCUAGCCGGCGGCGCCAGCCAUUGAUGAAGAAAUUCGGAGCUCGCGGAAUUGUCCGGGGCGGCACUAUGGCCCUCUGUUUGGUGAACAUGAUCGGGGGUGGACUGGCUUACACUCUUGGAAAGAGAGAGGAGGAGGAAGAAUGA
Molecule: messenger RNA, 390 nt
Organism: Penicillium taxi
Lineage: Eukaryota; Fungi; Ascomycota; Eurotiomycetes; Eurotiales; Aspergillaceae
Exons: 2
Coding region: 1-390 (129 amino acids)
Source: RefSeq, a predicted model, not a curated record